AUGAAAGAUGUACCUUUUUUGUCUAAAGUCCCAAGAUCGAUCAAAUUUGGGAACGUAAAUGAUAAGCAUUCUUUACAUGUGUUUUGCGAUGCAAGUCAAUUUGCAUAUGCGACAGCAGUCUUUCUUCGUGUUGAAAAAGAAAACUCAGUGUACAUUCAACUUAUACAGGCUAGAGCAAGAAUUUCACCGUCUGGAAAAAGAAGAACUAGCAUUGCACGAUUGGAGCUUCUUGGUGACAUAAUCGCUGCACGACUUUUGUCAAGCAUACUAAAAGAUCUUCCAGUUAAAAAGGUUUACUGUUGGACUGGCUCAACGACUGUGCUCGUUUGUAUAAGAAGAGAAGAUUCGUGGCGCGUUUUCGUUCAUAAUAGAGUAAAAGAGGUAUUAGAUUUGACAUCUAAAGAAACCUGGAAAUAUGUUCCCGAUAUAAUGAAUCCAGCAGAUCUUCCUAGCAGAGGUUGCUCUGCACAACAUUUUGCGUCUUUGAAAUGA
This is a messenger RNA of Stegodyphus dumicola, 492 nucleotides long. RefSeq lists its product as uncharacterized. The record is from RefSeq and is a predicted model, not a curated record. Lineage: Eukaryota; Metazoa; Arthropoda; Arachnida; Araneae; Eresidae.